AUGCCACAUAGUAACUCAUUGCCGCCAAAAGAAAAUGCUCUUUUUAAAAGGAUUUUGCGUUGCUAUGAACAUAAACAAUACAAAAAUGGGUUGAAAUUUGCCAAACAAAUACUAUCUAAUCCAAAAUUCGCGGAACAUGGAGAGACACUGGCUAUGAAAGGUUUGACGUUAAACUGCCUUGGUCGUAAAGAUGAAGCUUAUGAAUAUGUUCGUCGUGGUCUCCGUAACGACUUGAAGUCGCCCGUGUGUUGGCAUGUCUACGGUCUGCUACAGAGGUCUGAUAAGAAAUACGAUGAGGCCAUCAAAUGUUAUCGGAACGCACUCAAGUGGGAAAAGGAGAACAUCCAGAUCCUUAGAGAUCUUUCAUUGCUUCAAAUUCAGAUGAGAGAUUUAGAAGGUUACAAAGAUACCAGAUACCAACUGUUCAUUCUGAGGCCAACGCAGAGAGCUUCGUGGAUAGGGUUUGCGAUGAGUUACCACCUCCUCGGUGAUUACGAGAUAGCAAACAGUAUUCUCGAUGCUUACCGUACAAACCAGAUGAAGGGUCCUUAUGAUUAUGAACAUUCUGAAUUGUUACUCUACCAAAACAUGGUUCUUGCCGAGUCCGGUCAAUAUGAAAGGGCUUUGCAGCAUCUUCAUAAGUUCCAAAGUCAGAUUCUAGAUAAGCUUUCAAUUAAAGAAACCUCUGGGGAAUAUUAUUUGAAAUUAAAGAGGUUUAAAGAUGCGGAAGCCGUUUAUGAGGAUUUAUUAAAAAGGAAUCCUGAGAAUGUUAUGUAUUAUCAGAAAUUAGUAGAAGCUAAACAGCUUAGUGAUCCUGAUGAAAAAGUGGCCUUUUAUGAUGUAUAUAAGAAGGAGUAUCCAAGAGCAAUAGCACCCCGGCGGUUGCAGCUUACCGAGGCUUGCCUGCCAGCCUUUGAAUCUUUAGUAGAUGAGUAUCUUCGUCAUGGACUACAUAAAGGCAUCCCGCCACUAUUUAUGGAUUUAAGAUCAUUAUAUGCGGAUCAAAGUAAAGCGGACACAAUAGAGAAGUUAAUAGAACAAUAUAUGGACUGUUUAUCAAAGUCUGGUACAUUUGGACCUAAAGCCGAUGAAAUCAAGCAGCCAGCUAGUGCCUUGCUAUGGACUUAUUACUUUGCAGCCCAGCAUUACGAUUAUAAACAAGAUACAGACAGAGCACUGAAGUACAUAGAUGCAGCUAUAGAUCAUACACCUACAUUGAUAGAGCUUUAUAUCGUUAAGGGAAGGAUUUAUAAGCAUGCCGGAGAUCCAGUGCGAGCUUACGGUUGGCUUGAAGAGGCUCAAGCUAUGGACACAGCGGAUCGAUAUGUGAACAGCAAGUGUGCGAGAUACAUGCUGAGGGCUGGCCACGUACAAAGAGCGGAGGAUAUGUGUGCCAAGUUCACAAGAGAAGGUGUACCAGCUACUGAGAAUCUCAACGAGAUGCAGUGCAUGUGGUUCCAGACAGAAGCCGCUGCGGCGUACCAAAGACUCAAACAAUGGGGAGAGGCGUUAAAGAAGGCUCACGAAGUUGAUAGGCAUUUCUCAGAAAUAAUGGAGGAUCAGUUCGAUUUCCAUUCAUACUGUAUGCGUAAGAUGACGCUCCGGUCGUACGUGGGUCUCCUAAGGCUAGAAGAUGUUCUCCGAGCUCAUCCAUUCUACUUCAGAUGUGCUCGUGUAGCCAUACAAGUAUAUCUGAGACUCUACGCACAUCCGCUUCAAGAUGUCCCACAAACACAGGAGCCAGAUACAGGUGAGUUAGAACAUUAA
This is a messenger RNA of Danaus chrysippus (African queen), 1767 nucleotides long. The record is from the annotation of a GenBank genome assembly. Lineage: Eukaryota; Metazoa; Arthropoda; Insecta; Lepidoptera; Nymphalidae.